Molecule: messenger RNA, 1329 nt
Organism: Gastrolobium bilobum
Lineage: Eukaryota; Viridiplantae; Streptophyta; Magnoliopsida; Fabales; Fabaceae
Product: protein JINGUBANG
Exons: 1
Coding region: 112-1326 (404 amino acids)
Molecular function (GO): protein binding
Source: RefSeq, a predicted model, not a curated record
UCUUGCUAGUGAUAACUAGAGCAUCAUCACUAGCUACUGCUAUAUCUAUAAUAUUAGAUCAUUUCGCUUUCUGCUAUAUAUACCAUUUUCACUCACCUUACCAUGUGAAUCAUGGAAUACCAACAAUCUUUUAGUGGCUCUUCCUCAUCUCACUCUAAACACCUUCAACCAGAGUUAACUUCUCUGUCUUCACAACGCAGCCUAAUAUCAGUUCCUUCCCUUAAUAACUCCCAAUCUCAACGCCAGAACACUCCCACGACCUACCAUCACUGCCUCACAACUCUCAAAGGCCACACUUCCUACAUAUCCUCUCUAACUCUUGCUGGCAACUUCCUCUACACUGGUUCAUCUGACAGAGAAAUCAAAUCAUGGAACCGCUCCCCUUUUCACUCUGAAUUCGACCCUGAACAUUCCACCACUCACAUGGUAAUUGCUGGAAAGGGUGCUGUGAAGUCCUUAGUGAUUCAAUAUGACAAGCUUUUUAGUGCUCACCAAGACCAUAAAAUUCGGGUUUGGAAGAUUAGUAACAAUGAAUCGAACCACCAAAAGUACACCCGUUUAGCCACUCUCCCAACGCUUGGUGACCGUGCCUCCAAGGUAUUGAUCCCAAAGAACCAUGUCCAAAUUCGAAGGCACAAAAAAUGCACAUGGGUUCAUCAUGUUGACACGGUUUCUGCUCUGGCCGUGUCCAAAGAUGGAACCUUGUUAUAUUCAGUUUCAUGGGAUAGGACAAUCAAAAUCUGGCGAACCAGUGACUUCACAUGCUUGGAAUCAGUGAACAACGCCCAUGAUGAUGCCAUAAAUGCUGUUGCAGUCUCUAAUGAUGGGCAUGUUUAUACUGGAUCAGCAGAUAAGAAAAUCAAGGUGUGGAAGAAAGGGCAAGGAGAAAAGAAACACUCACUGGUGGAUACCUUGGAGAAACACAACUCUGGGAUUAAUGCCUUGGCUCUGAGCAAUGAUGAGUCUCUGUUGUAUUCUGGUGCAUGUGACAGAUCUAUAUUGGUUUGGGAGAAAGAGGGAUAUGAUGGCAAAAUGGUUGUGGUGGGUGCGCUUAGGGGGCACACUAAGUCCAUAUUGUGUUUGGCUGUUGUAUUGGAUUUGGUGUGUAGUGGUUCUGCUGAUAAAACAAUUAGAAUUUGGAGAGGUGUUCAUACUGAAUAUUCAUGUUUAGCUGUUUUAGAAGGGCACACAGGUUCAAUUAAGUGCAUAACUGCAGUUGUUGAUCAUUCAAAUCCAUCGGAGUCAGAAGAAGCAUCUUUUCUAGUCUAUAGUGGCAGUUUGGAUUGUGACGUUAAGGUGUGGCAGAUUUUUGUUUCUGCUGUCUAAAUU